CGUGCACCGGGGCGCCGGAGACUCACCCGGAAGGAGAAGCCGGGAUUCGGGCUAUCUGGUGCGGUGCUGGUGGUGUCGCUGUAGAGAGCUGCUGUUGCUCUCAGGAGCCAGCCCGGAUCAUUUGUUGGCAGUACAUAUUGGCUGAAGUCAGUUUUCAUUUCAAGAUGUUUUCUUCCGAUGGGCUUUUGGUGUAGGAUGUUGGAGAACCAAGAGCCAGAGGAAGUGAUCACGGUGCGUGUUCAGGACCCCCGGGUGCAGAAUGAGGGCUCCUGGAAUUCUUACGUGGACUAUAAGAUAUUCCUUCAUACAAACAGCAAGGCCUUUACCGCCAAGACUUCCUGUGUGCGGCGCCGCUACCGUGAAUUCGUGUGGCUGAGGAAGCAGCUACAGAGGAAUGCGGGUUUGGUGCCGGUACCUGAACUUCCUGGGAAGUCCACUUUCUUCGGCAGCUCUGAUGAGUUCAUUGAGAAGCGACGGCAAGGUCUACAGCAUUUCCUAGAAAAGGUCCUACAGAGCGUGGUCCUUCUGUCAGACAGUCAGUUGCAUCUCUUCCUCCAAAGCCAGCUCUCAGUGCCUGAGAUUGAAGCCUGUGUCCAGGGCCGAGGCUCCCUGACUGUGUCUGAUGCCAUUCUUUGCUAUGCUAUGUCAAACUGUGGCUGGGCCCAGGAGGAGAGGCAAAGCACCUCUCACCUGGCUAAAGGAGACCAGCUUAACAGUUGCUGCUUUCUUCCAAGAUCAGGCAGGAGGAGCUCUCCUUCCCCACCUCCCAGCGAAGAGAAGGACCACUUAGAAACAUGGGCUCCAGUGAUCGACUCUGAGGGCCCAUCCUUAGAAGGGCCCGUGCUGCCACCCAGCUCCUCGCCAUCAUGCUGUGACAUCGCAAGGCCCGAUGAGGGACUCUCUGUGUCCCAGCCUGUGAGAAGGGCUGUGGGAGGGGACCAUACUGUGCCUUUGGAUCCUGGUCAUCUAGACACAGUGUGGGGAAAGUGAGCUGUGGCUGAGCCCUAGGUUCUCUUGGGUGGUGGUGAAGAUGCAGGCCACGGUCCAUUCACUGGGACUGGGCCCAGGGCAGGUGGAGGGGAGGUUGGGCUGCUGAGCAUCUUCCACCCACAUCUACUCAGGUUCGCUGUGCAGAGGUUGGUUGUGGCUGCCUGCUAUAUCUCCUCCAUGGGAAUACACACCACUCUGGUGUUUGUAAGUUCAGCACAGGGUCCAGAAGCUGUUG
This is a messenger RNA of Mesocricetus auratus (golden hamster), 1225 nucleotides long. It is a transcript of the gene Snx11, whose product is annotated as sorting nexin 11. Lineage: Eukaryota; Metazoa; Chordata; Mammalia; Rodentia; Cricetidae. The record is from RefSeq and is a predicted model, not a curated record. Gene Ontology annotation, biological process: intracellular protein transport. The coding region runs from base 178 to 990 and encodes 270 amino acids. Gene Ontology annotation, molecular function: phosphatidylinositol binding. The transcript is spliced from 8 exons.